Messenger RNA from Leptomonas pyrrhocoris, 3723 nucleotides. RefSeq lists its product as hypothetical. Bases 1 to 3723 code for a protein of 1240 amino acids. NCBI's taxonomy places the organism in Eukaryota, Euglenozoa, Kinetoplastea, Trypanosomatida, Trypanosomatidae. The transcript has a single exon. The record is from RefSeq and is a predicted model, not a curated record.
AUGUCGGCUGCCCAACCCAUGGCGACCCCACCAGAGGUCCCGGUGGACGUCGCCUCCACCCACCCAUCCUCCUGCUCCGCCUCUGCGGCCUCCACCUCUUCCUUGGCACGAUGGCGACUGGCACAGGGGAUGACCGAUGCCCGGGCGAGCACGAGUCAGACCUCGACCACCCCCAUCACCAAAGAGAAGGCUCAAGAAGCGGACGGAGGAGCAGAUGAAAGAAGGCGUGCGCGACGCCCUCCCCAGGUCACGUUGAUUGACACGGCGGAUCGAAAGGCCGCGUCGGCAAAUGGCUCGCCUCCACACGAGUACAACCCUGCGGCCAACCUGGCCAGCUCCCGCUCCGGCGAAGGACGCGCCUAUCGACCCAUCGCCUCCGACAAGGUGCGCCGCUCCGUGUCCGACUCCCAAGCCGUCGUUGGCCCUGACUUGCGCCUCACGGAGCAGCGCAGCGGGGACGUACCGACGGCCAUUGCGGCGGCGGUGCCGGGCAUCGCCCAGGAACGUAUCGCAGCCGCGGAGGCCUGCGCCAAUCGCUGGAGCAGCGAAGUGCGACGCAGCACCGCCGACGAGGAAGACCUCCUUCGGGCCUACCGACAGCUUGAGUCGCAGCUGCGCGCGGCCGAGAAGAGGGUGACGGCGGCGGAGGCGAAGCAGCAGCGAGAGGUGAAGGCGCUGAAGGCGCAGCUGCAAGAGGAGCAGGAGACGCGGCUGAAGGCGGAGCAGGACCGCGACGAGUUACUGAAGCAGGCGACGGAGAGUCCGGCGCUCUCACCGCGUACCCACACGACGCCUGGCGGAAGCGUUGUGCACGUGAGCGUGGAGGGAGGCGAUCGCUCGCACGCUUCUGGGAAUGGCGGUGCUGCUGCAGGCGGCACGGGCUGCUCCUCCUCCGCCAGUGCCAACACCGCCACCUACAUCAGUGAGGCUUUUUAUGAGAAAAUGAAAGAGCGCGAGGAGCGCGCACGCGCACGGGUGCGGAAGGAGUUUGUGCGGCAGGCGCAGGAGAACCUCUACGCCGAGCAAAAGAAAUCGACGGAGGCGGCGAAGGCGGCCGCCCUCGCCGUCGGUAGACUCCAGCAGGUCGAGGAGGAACUCAACAAGGCGCAGGAUGCUUUGCAGGAGGCAACGAGUGUGAUGGAGGCGAAGGACGUCCAGCUGCACGAGCGCGCCAUCCACAUUCAGGAGCUGGAGGCGCAACUCCGUCUCCUGCAGCGACAGCUGGACAGCGCUGAGGAGGCAAAGGCACAGGCCGAUCAGCAGGCACGAAGAAAGGUCGAGGAGACACAGAAACUGGCCGAUGUGCGCCAAGGCGAGCUCGAGGCGCAGCGGCACUUUGCGCAGCAGCUGCAGGCGCAGCUAGGAUUGAAGACACAGGAUUUGAUUGAUCAGGAGUCGAACCAAGCGAGCGUGCUGCAGCAGGUGCGUGCACUGCAGACGCGCUGCACGGCGUUAGAGGCGGACCUGGAGGCGGCGGUGCGGGAGACAACUGCACUGCUUGACCAGCGGCGCCAGCAGGCGGAGACGGACGCGAAACAGAUGCGUGAGCACAACGAAGUACUCAAAAAGCGCUGCUCUGCUGCGGAGGCGGAAGUGGCGAGUGUGAAAGGCAAGUGCGAGUCGGAUGCGAAAGAAAUGGCCCUCCUAAGAGAUCGGUAUGCGAAGGACCUCAGCGAUCAGCACGUCGAGGUGCGCAGUCUGCAGCUGCAACUGGAGCGGGUGCUGGAUGCCGCGAAGCACAACUCUGCAGAGAACGUCACGGCCGCGGAUAUCGAGCGGCAGCAGCAGAAUGCACUCCUGCGUAAGUACGCGGCGGAGGCGACGGCGGCGCGCGAAGAGCUCGAUCGCGCACGGGCCGCGGCGCACCGCGCGAAUGAGAAGCACCUUCACACUGUUCUGGAGCUGUCGCAGCAGCUGACCGCGCUGAAGCAGGCAAACACACGGCUGGAGCACAAGGUGAACGCGUACGAGCAUGAGAGCACCGAUGCAACGAGGCUGCUGUCGCGGGCCCGGGAGGAGUUAUCGCAGCUGCGCGAGGAGCGUCGCCGACUGAGUGCGUCGUUGGUCGAUUUCCGCGAGGACAGUUACAUGCGGAGCGUGACGGAUGAACAGGACGUGUGGCAGCGACGCACGGCGGAGCUGGAGAACGUGCGGCGUGAUUUGAACGAGAAGCUUCUCCAGGCAAACCAAACGAUCGAGGAUCUGCAGCGCCGUUCGCAGUACGCCAUCGAGCCGAACAGCCACACCUCGCCCGCCAGCAUCAACGUUCCAUCCGUGCGAGGUGCUUUUCUCAUGGAAGCGCAGCCUCGUCGAAGUUCUCAUCUCUCACACCGCGAGCCAGACGUCAUGGAGCACGUAAACGGUGACAGCACGAACUGCAGACGACGACAGCCUUCGCCUCCCUCUGCCGCCUCCGCCACGGCCUCCCUCGGGCUUCCAGAGCUAUUGGAGUCCAUGGUAGCGCAACUGGAGCCCAUUGUGCACCCCCACUCUCACCGCGUGCAGAAGGAAGAGGACAAGACGAGACGAUCCGUGUCUUUCUCGUCUUCUGCAUCGCUGCCCUUCUCACGGCGGGAGCACCAACUACAACAGCAGCGGCAGUCGAUGCCGGUGGAAGAGCGAGAGGCGCUGGACCAGGUGCUGGCCAGCUGUAAGACGGCGCUGCGAUACGACUCAGAGUCGCAGCACGUCGUAGACUCCCCCUCAAGGCCACGUGGGGAUGACCAUGAAACAGAGGAAGAGAAGCAGCUACGCGGGAUGCGUGAGAACGCAAGCGAACCUACACCGCAGUCACUCACCCACAGUUCUGCGACGCGACUGUCAGCCAGUCCCACACAAUGGCCGUCGUCCGCAGCCGCUCCGCACGAGCCGCCACACCAGCAGCAGUACACGGGGGCACCGAAGGACGAUCUUCCGUCUCCGCAAGACCGCAUCGCGCGGCCGCGCCGGAGCUCGCAACCGUCCGUUUCGUCGGUGGCCACGGAUGAGGUGAUGCUACGCCCCAACGGUACUUCAGCAGCCACACCGACACGGCUUCCGAGACGUGACGCUGCAGCUGCCGCGAAGCCGUCAUCGCAGCCCGCCACCCACGCGGAGGAGACGAGAGGGGUGCAGAGGCGAGAGGGUAGAUGCGAAGACAACGGGUCUCGAAGAGGUACGGAUGCUUCCCUCUUGAAAAAUAUCAGGACUGUGCAACCGAAUGAUCGGGAUGAGCUGGAGUCUGAGCCAUACUGGGACAGCCGCGAGCUGGAAGCCCCUCCAACUGCGUCUGCGUCUCCGCCCGCAAGCCUCGGUGCGCUGCAGAGCUCGCCUGACGCUCCGCCGCGGGAGAUCUCGCCUGCGCUUCCAACUUCUGCUGCGAACGGCGUAAUGGAAAUGCCGGAUGACGUUCAAAGCGACGGUGUUUUGCGGUACUCGCGAAUCCCCGACGAGGCACUCUCCUCUAUUCCGCGAGAAGGUUCUCCUGACGCGUUCGUUGUCCAGCCUGCGGUCGCGGUGGGCGAUGCCGCCUCCGAUCUGUUUCGCAAUGUACCGUACGCAUCGGCAGGGUCGUCCACUCCUCGUUCACCGCACCAGCGGUACGACCCGCACUCCUUGACUAUCCCCAUGACGUCGACACACCCUCGCGUUCGACAACGGGCUGCCAUUCCGGACGGCGCUCUGGUGAUUGAUGUGAAGCAAAGCACGCCACCACCGCCACGUAGACGUUAUGAUGAGUACUAG